CUGGCAGAGUGCCUGCAUCUGAUACUGCAACUCCUCCAGCACAGUGCACCACCGUUAUUGUGAUUCUUGUGCGCAUGGUCCAACGUUCGACAUCAGAGGAGAGUAUAUCUAGCAGCGACCUUACUUCAACUAGCUCGGACGACUCUUCAAGCAGUGAAAAUGGAGAGACUACGGCCGAGUCGGAUGGACGCAGAAGCACAGAUCCAGGCGUCACGGAGUCGUCACGAAGCGCAAACGAUAGGAAGUCUACUGAAUCCCGCAAACGUUCCAAAACCAGGCCAAAAGGUCGACUAAAUGCCGCAUACGAAGACUUGGUGGGCAAGGCACACGAUGACAUGAUACUUACCGGUGAAAGGGAAGGGGCUCAAACAACCCGUAGCAGCACCAUCUGGACACCGCGCGAGAAAGAAGUGUUUUUCCGCGCCGUGGAACGGCAUGGCCAAGACGAUCUUCGGAUUCUCGCCGAAGCCGUGUCAACGAAAAGUCCGCUCGAAGUGAGGGCUUACCUCCUCUUAUGCCAGGAUGCAUCCCACGAUGGAGGUUCUCUUCAACCGUCAGGAUCUAAUAGCCCCUCCGUGGCCCUAGAGAUCGGGCAGGAGUGUGAAGAAGCCCUUGAUCUUGCUGCCGAUGACCUUGCACGCCACGAACAAUGUCGGGAAAUCGAAGCCGAAAAGGCCAGAUUCGGUGCUUCAUGGUUGAUAGACGAGGAUGCCGCGGCGACAAAUGAGAUUGACCAUCUAGAGACAGUCACAAAAGACGAAGAUCAACUUGAGGGCUCCGUGAACGAAUCCGAAAGCAUAUCAACGCAGAUCUCCCCGUCUCCGAACCUUCUCAACCCAGCUGCGUUUCUCCAGCUCUCACGCCAUAUUUUUAUGAACGCAGCUCCAUUAUCAGGCAACAACUGGCGCGACAUCUCGCCGUACGAUGAGGCCUCCUCAAGCCCGGCAAUCUUCCACUCGGCUUUCGAUGACCUUCACCAAACUGUCGUCGAUGUAGCCAGGCGACUGGUACAAGCGACGCUGCUUCAAGCUACGUCCCGCAUCCGCGCCAAGGCGAACGGUAACCCUAGUCCCGAAGUGAAGCAAGCAGAUGUUGCAAUCGCAUGUGGUCUUCUGGGUCUCCCGUCGAACUCAAGAAAGUAUUGGGCUUCAGUGGCACGGAGAUCCGGCAUCGACGUGUACACCCGGUCCACAAAAUACAGGAAACGGCACGAUGACGAACACUAUCGAGUCAGACUGACAUAUGACGAAAUCGAGACCGAAUUGGGCUUUCCUCCCAUCGCUCGCGCCUCCGCGACCAAAACCACUCUCAGCGGAGAGCCCGGCACCUCAGCUUCCGAGGACAGUGAUACUGACUCCAUCGCGAGUCACGGCUCGCAAGCUUUCAGCGAGAGCCUAUCCUCUCACGACACAGAAGAUGCAACCGACAACGACGACGAGCUGGACAAGAUGGACGCCAAGCAGAGCCGCGCAGAAGAAAGGCGUCUUACGCAAAUGCUGAUGCUUAAGUCGAAGAUUGAGCCGUCGUCAGACGAGGAAUCGCUACAGACAUCAAACUCGAAGGCCAAGCGUCGCAAACGGAGACCUUCGAACGGUGUACCUCAGUGGCGGAAGAGGGUGCGAUACGAGGCUGAGUGGGAACGGAAUCCACAGUUGUCCGUCAACGGUGGCCAGCAUGUUCAUGUGCAGGGGAACGAAUCAAAACAUGGGGGCAUGACCGCCCCUGCGCCGUCCGUCCGUCAUUCCCAUGUCCCUACAACGACGUCGGCAGAGACGAGAACCACCAGUGAGAGCAGUGAUGAUGCGGAGCUAUGGGCAAAGUCAAACUAAGAAACGAUGAUGGCAUCUCACGAUA
Molecule: messenger RNA, 1854 nt
Organism: Neohortaea acidophila
Lineage: Eukaryota; Fungi; Ascomycota; Dothideomycetes; Mycosphaerellales; Teratosphaeriaceae
Exons: 1
Coding region: 75-1829 (584 amino acids)
Biological process (GO): nucleolar large rRNA transcription by RNA polymerase I; transcription initiation at RNA polymerase I promoter
Cellular component (GO): RNA polymerase I upstream activating factor complex
Molecular function (GO): rDNA binding; RNA polymerase I general transcription initiation factor activity
Source: RefSeq, a predicted model, not a curated record